Camellia sinensis is the source of this 2625-nucleotide messenger RNA. Lineage: Eukaryota; Viridiplantae; Streptophyta; Magnoliopsida; Ericales; Theaceae. The record is from RefSeq and is a predicted model, not a curated record.
AAAAAUUCGGAGAAAAAAGCAUUUUCCAUUUUCGUUAAAGUAACAUUUAGAAAUGUCAGCCUACUUUUGAAGAGGUUACUUUUAAUUUAAUUUAAUUUUAUUUGUUUGGAAAAUCCUUUUUCCUGUGAGGAAAAGGCAAAUGAAGUGAUGGGCACUCCUGGAAAAGAUUAGUCUCAUAUGGAAUGAACUGCAGUGCUCACUCUGCUCUACAGCAUCAAAUUUGGGAAGCAGAUAUGGCAAGCACCUCUCUUCUUGUCAUUCUUAAACUGCUGAUGAUCUUAUUAUGUGCUGGUUGGAUUUCACUUUGGCUUCUCAAGCCCACAGAUUUAUGGGCAACCAAAUGGAAAGGAGCUGAAGAUAAUGCAUCAAAUACUGUCUUCGGCUACAAUGGGCUUGAUUUGGCUGUCUAUACAUUUCCUGUUAUUGCUGUGGCUAUAAUUGGAUUUAUUUACUUGGAAUUAAAACCAAAGGAUCAAAGAAGCAGACAAGCAAGAAGUCCAGUAAAAGGUCUCUCAAAUCCACUCAUUGUCAACAGUUAUUUGGGUAUCUUCUCCACAAUUGAGAUUCUUGGUGUACUACUCUUCAUCCUCUUCCUAACAUGGACUUUCUAUGCCCACGUCUCUAAUGAUUUCAAAAAAUUUAUGCCAGUCAAGAACUGGAAAUUGAACAUGUGGCAAUUCAAAAUUUAUAAGAUGUCAAUCCGGUUCGGCUUGUUGGCAGAAGCCAGCCUGGCACUGCUGCUUCUGCCUGUCUUGAGGGGUCUGGCAGUGUUUCGUUUACUCGGCCUCCAGUUUGAAGUUUCAGUAAGAUACCAUGUCUGGCUUGGGACUGCUAUGAUACUUUUUGCCACCUUGCAUGGUUCAGGCACCUUCUUUAUAUGGGGUCUCAAACACCACAUUCAGGAUGAGAUGUGGAAAUGGCAGAAAACAGGCCGCAUAUACCUUGCUGGUGAGAUUGCUCUUGUUACAGGGCUAGUCAUCUGGAUCACAUCACUUCCACAAAUAAGAAGGAAACAGUUUGAAAUCUUCUACUACACACACCAUCUUUACAUAGUCUUCUUAGUAUUUUUCCUGUUCCAUGUUGGAGAUAGGCAUUUCUACUUGGUUUUCCCUGGGAUUUUUCUCUUCGCCCUUGAUAAGCUACUCCGGAUCAUACAAUCAAGACCACAAACUUGCAUACUUUCUGCACGAGUCUUCCCCUGCAAAGCUAUGGAGCUUGUUCUGCCCAAAGACCCAAGAUUGAAGUAUACUCCAGCAAGUGUGAUAUUCAUGAAAAUACCAAGCAUAUCUAACUUACAGUGGCACUCCUUUACUAUAUCUUCUAGCUCUGGUGUUGAUGAGCACACCAUGUCUGUUAUAAUGAAAUGUGAAGGAUGGUGGACAAGCUCUCUAUACAACAUAGUACAACAAACUGAGCUAGGCUCUGAUCCUAAUCAAAUGAAGUGCAUCCCACUUUCAAUUGAAGGGCCAUAUGGACCGGAUUCACUGGACUUUCUAAGUUACGAUAGUCUACUCCUGGUUGCGGGAGGAAUAGGGAUAACACCAUUUCUAAGCAUUUUGCAAGAAUUUAAGAUUGCUCAAAGUAGUGGCAGAAAGAGAAUUCCAGCACAGAUACAACUUAUCUAUGUUGUGAAGAAGUCCCAAGAUGUAUGCCUUUUGGAUUCAGUUUUUCCUUCGUUGCUGAACCAAACGGCAGAACAACUCCAUCUGAAACUCAAAGUGUUCGUAACCCAAGAGAAAUCUGGUUCAACUCUUCCUGAACUACUGAAUGAGUUUUCUCCAGUGGAAACCAUAAACUUCGACACCCAAUUUUCAAAUUAUGCCAUACAUGGACUUGAGAAUUUACUCUGGAUGGCUGUCAUUGUUGGGUUUUCUUCAAUUAUGUUCCUCAUUGUUCUUUGUUGCUUCAACCCUGCCUUUAUUCAUCCUGCUAAGAAGGCAUAUCCCUCUUCAAUAAUUGAUCUCUUUCUUAUCUGUUCUUUCGCUAUCGCUAUCAUAUGUGGCACCUUGGUGGCUAUUAUGUUAAGAUGGAGAAAGAUAAAGAAGGAGCUUCCACCCCGCUACCAGAAACACAGCAGAGAAAUCAAACUAAAUUCCAUGGAAACAAGUCAUGCUCUUGAGGAGCAUGAAAUUCAUUUUGGAGGAAGGCCUAAUUUCCAAGAUGUAUUUUCCCAGUUUCGAAACGAAACAGGCGGAUCUGAUAUAGGGGUAUUGGUGUGUGGACCUGAAACAAUGAAGGAGUCGGUCGCUUUAAUGUGCCAGAUGAAUUCUGAAGGUGGUAUCAGGGUGUUGGGUACUCAAAGAAAGAAGCCAUACUUCAGUUUCCAGUCUCUAAAUUUCGCACUCUAGGUAUAGGUGACUAUUUGAAUUAUAUGGGAUGGGGGGGACUUGUAGAGAUAUCAUGCUGUGAAAUUACUUCUUUCCCUCCUAGAUCACAUAAAUACAAGUUUGGUAUUGCUUGAAGGUAUUGCUUGUAUUAUAUGCAGUUGAGUUGGUCAUUUAAAUCUUCAAAACAAUGACCUAGGCGUUUGAUUUCAUUUCACUAAAAAAUGUGUGAAUAUAUAUAUGUCACUGUAGCAUAUAUAGUUAUGCAUUCGGAAUGUUAAAGAAUUGUUGCUUUUGUGCA